Aspergillus candidus is the source of this 5703-nucleotide messenger RNA. Its product is annotated as BTB domain and ankyrin repeat protein. The record is from RefSeq and is a predicted model, not a curated record. The transcript has 3 exons. The coding region runs from base 447 to 5639 and encodes 1730 amino acids. NCBI's taxonomy places the organism in Eukaryota, Fungi, Ascomycota, Eurotiomycetes, Eurotiales, Aspergillaceae. Gene Ontology annotation, molecular function: protein binding.
CUCCCCUCCAUCCCUUCACUCCUCCUUUCUUCAUCUCCUCUACAUUACUGUCGCAUCGCCUGUGCGAUCCCUCCAGAUCUACUACAAACCACCCGAACCGACCCCACUCGACUCUCGGAGAUAAGAAUCCCCACCCACAAUCGUCAAUCGCCGCCACAACGAUCAGUCUCAUCCUCACGACACGUUGCCUUCCCCAGACAACAACCUCCCUGCUCAUUUCAACCCUUGCAUCUUACCCACCCGUCUCCUGCGAAUCCGAACCGUCACAUUGAGCCACACCCUCGCUCCCUCCUCCCGUUUCCUUUCCUCCGGUCGGAAUUCUUGUCGCCCCGCUGAGCUCUUCCCGAGAGCCCUCCCCGGUGCGCCGUUGACCCCGUCAGGCGACAACGACGUCCUGGUCCUCGGUCGACAAGAGAUUCUGACAAGAUCACAUUCACGCUGGGCACAUGAGUGGCAAGCUUUGGGAAUCCUUUCUGCGCGAUGACGUCGAGACCUUCCGGGGUGUCCUGGCCUCCGCCAGCUACAAGACCUCCGGCGGAACCCCCAAUUCCAAAGCUGGAGGCUCCGGGUCGGUGAUCGCCUCGUCGCCGGGCCUCUUCCACCGCAGUAAAAAGCUCGGAGAGGCUUCUCCUGGAACCUCGCUGCCUGAUCGCAGCACGACGUCGCGACCCGGUCGGACCAUCUCGCGCGAGGAAUUGAACGCCCGCGAUCACCAUGGCCGCACGCUCCUGCACCACGUGGCCUCAUCGCCCAAGCCGACCGCCAUCGACUUCGCCAUCAUGCUGCUCGAGACUCCGUUCAUCGAUAUAUACGCACAGGACUGGGAGAGUGGGUGGACAGCCCUGCACCGCGCGCUGUAUGCCGGGAACGCGGCCAUCGCUCAGGCGCUGAUGGCGCGAGACAUCCGGGACGCGACCGACUUCAGCAAGGCGGGGUCACCGGGUCAUCCCGGUGGAGGUCUGAUCAAGGUGAAGGAUCGCGAGGGGUACAGCCCGUUUGACGUGUACGGGGCCACCAUCUCCUCGCGCGAGAUCAAGCGCAUGGUGCUCCCGGCGAUGGAGCACGAUCCUCUGCUCGCCGAUAUCGAGAAUAAGGACGAUGAGUCGAGUGCGUCGUCCUUUGGGGAGGACAUGGACGAGGACGGCCAUGCGCCGCGGGGUGUAUUGCGACCCCGCGUCAACCUCUUGGCCGAUGAAGUAUACACCUUUGGGAGCAAUAAAAAUUUGAAUCUAGGCGUGGGGGAUCAGGAUGAUCGGCAGUUUCCAGAGCGAAUGACGCUGAAACGCCCGGAACACCUGCUGCGCCGAUUCUUCCGCGAGUCCCAGGAACAGCGGGAUGACGAUCACCCCCCGGGCUCUGAUGACGCGGAAGAUCUCCCCGCGCUGAUCAGGAACAAGCCGAUGAAAUACCAGGACAUCGUCAUGUCCAAGCUGCACACAGCCAUUCUGACGACCGACCCGGAAGCCAACCUCUUUACAUGCGGAUUUGGCCCGGGAGGUCGGCUAGGCACAGGCGACGAGUCCACGCGAUUCAGCUUCGUCUGCAUCGAGGGCGGAGGCCUCGCAAACCGAAAGGUCGUCUCCGUGGCUCUCGGCCAGGACCACACGCUCGCCAUCUCCGAGCAAGGCGAGAUCUUCAGCUGGGGUAGCAACAAGUACGGCCAACUAGGCUACAGCCUACCACGAGCCACCAACCGAGACGACGUGCCCAUCCAGACCACCCCCCGCCAGAUCUUCAACCCCUUCAAGAAAGAGAUGAUCCUCGGCGCCGCGGCGUCAGCCAUCCACUCAGUCGUCUUCAGCCACGCAGGCCUCUACACAUUCGGCAAAAACGAAGGCCAGCUCGGCCUAGUUGACUCCGACGCGCGGUCCCUCGAGGCGCAAACAACCCCCCGACGCGUCGGAGCCUCCCUCUUCAACGCUCCAAUCCACACCGUAUCCGCCAUCGACCAAGCCACCGCCAUCCUCCUCCACAACCACGAAGUGUGGGUCUUCGCGCAAUACGGCUACCUCAAACUAUCUUUCCCCCUAGACAUCAGCUCGAAAUUCAUCCGCGACAGCUUCAUGACCACCCGCUACGACACCGCCGUCAACAGAAUCAUCAAGAUCCGCUCCGGCGGCAACACCAUCUGCGCCCUCUCUAGCUUCGGCGAGGUCUUUACCGUGCAGGUGAACACCAAAACCGACACCCCGUCCGCAACCUCCACCACCAACCCGUCGAAAAUCCGCAACGCCGUCGCGCCGCCUGCGCGCGUGUGGGCGCUCAAGAAGGCCCACAUGGCUGUUAAGGAUGUCGACGUCGGCCAGGACGGCUCAAUCAUCAUCUGCACGGCGUCUGGGUCGGCGUGGCGGAAGGAAAAGCGGGGGAAGAGCAAGGAUGGCGUUGCGAAGGAGUACAAGUUUGCUCGUGUGCCGGGCUUGUCGAGGGUUGUGGGCGUGUGCAGUAAUUCGUUUGGGGCGUUUGCGGCUGCGCAAAGGGAUUGUGAUGUUACGAGGGAGCAGAUUGAGGUUGGGCCGAGUACGCUCUGGAAGGAUCUGCUGCCGUUGUCUCCGUUCGGCGUCUUUGCUUCUAUGGCUAGCGGAGAUUCAGAAGCUGGAGAUGGGGAUGCGCUGCUGGUUGAGCCCACCCUGGCCAUCAAACAGGCAGUGAUGUCCGCCUCGGACAUCGAGUCCUUCUUUCCACCGCCGCCGAUCAAUCUACCCCAGGGAGUAGUCCUCAUAACGACCACGCUAUCAGACGUACAGAUCCCAGUGCACGAGUUCGUCCUCUCCGGCCGCAGCCCCGUCCUACGAAAAGCAUUCCACACAUUCCGCAAAUCAACCACAUACACCCUCCCAGACAUCCUCUCCAUCUCGCACGAUCAAGACAACCGCACACGCGUCCUCUUUCACAACCUCGACAUCUACACACUCCUCAACUUCGCCUUCUUCAUCUACACAGACAACAUAUUUGACGUAUGGCAUCUCGCCCGGCACACACCCGAAAGCGCACUCCGCUACCGCCAAGUUCGCACAGAAGUAAUGCGUCUAGGUACACAUCUCAACAUCCCAUCCAUCGAGCGCGCCGCGCGCCUCAUGAUCGAUCCCCACAAGUCACUCAAAUUCGACAUGGCGCUGGCACUCACAGACCCCGCCUUCUUCGAAAGCGGCGACGUCGUCAUCGAGCUCAAUCACGACGAAGUCAGAGUUCAUAGCCAGGUCAUCUGCCAGAGAAGUCUCUUCUUCGAUGUGCUAUUUAACGGCCGCUCUGGUGGUAGAUGGCUUCUCUCCCGCCGGGAAAAUUCAAACUCGUCGGACAGUAGCAUCCGCGUCGACCUGCGGCAUAUCGAUAGACCCGUGUUUGACUUCGUACUGCGGUACUUGUACGCCGAUACAGACGAGCAGCUCUUCGAUGAGGUCCGCUCAAAAGAUCUAGACAGUUUCAUGGACCUGGUGUUUGAGGUCGCGUUUGUGGCGAAUGAGUUGAUGAUUGAUCGAUUGGCGCAGGUUUGUCAGAGGGUGAUUGGGCAGUUUGUAAACGCGCGCAACGUCUGCACUCUCCUCAACUCCAUCGCGCCAUGCUACGUUACCGAAUUCCGCGACGCCGCGCUGGAGUACAUCUGUUUGAAUCUGGAGGGGCUUCUCACCAAUAGGGGUCUGGAAGAUCUCAACGAGAACCUCCUCACCGCGCUAGACCAAGUCUGCCACGACAAUCAACUCUCCAGCUUUCCCGUCUCCAGAGGACGUAAUACAGACGAGUACAUCCUCGAGAUGUAUCCCGAGCUGGUCUCUUUCAUCGAGAGCGACAGACAGCAAAGGAUAGACUCCAUGAAGUUGCGGACGCGGAUUAACAACACUAACGAAGGGAAGCGCAUGCCAAACGGCGACAAAACGCCUUCGUCGGCGCAGAGGACCAAAACGAAGGAUGUCUUCACGACGCCCUCGAAAAGUCCCUCGCUGAGACCGAGACAGUCUGCAGGUGAACUGAUGUUCGCGAUGGACGAUGACCAGUUCCUGUCCCCGGGGGAUGGCCUGAAAGGGAAGAGCGUCGUCCGUGGGUCCAGAGGUGUAGACGCACACUACGACUCGCCCGCUCUGGCAUCCAGCCUCGCAGACGACUCACCACACGGUGGAAGAAGCUACCUCGACGACCUGAUGACAUCCUCCCACGAGCCCGAAUCCCCCAGCUACAGCCGCGCCCAAAACAGGAUCAACAACUCGGCCGUCCCAUGGACGAACCCCUCCUCCGCAACCUCCGUGGUAACCGGCUCGAAGAAGCCCCUCAAGGACAUAAUGCAGGAAGCGACCUCCUCCCAGGGACAGGUAUCGAACCUCAGCCUGGGCAUGUCUGCCAAACGCGAGAACAGUCAGUCUGCUACUGCGCCUAAAAUGUCGCAGAAAGAGCGCAAGAAGAUGCAGAUGCUGCAGAUGCAGGAGAUGCUCGCUGCGGAGGAGAGGUCGAAGGAGGCGAGGGCUAAUCCUUGGGGGGUGCCUCCUCCUCCUCCUCCUACUUCUUCUUCUUCUUCUGCUGCUGCUGCUGCUUCGAGCAAGGUGGUGGCUCCUGUUAAUGGAUCAGAGCCUACGCCAGCCGAAAUGGGUAAACCGACUAGGAAACCUUCUAUGACGAUGCGGCAGACGGUGGCGGGGACGCCGCCGUUGAAGGGGCAGUCCAUGGGGUCUGUGCCAGUUAAAUCGGGGGAUGGUGUUGCUGGGGGUGCGCAGCGGACUCCUCCAUCCCAGCCAUCGUUACCAUCAUCUCAACUCAAUCUUACUCCCACUCACCCUCCCACCCAACAACCUCUUCAACAACAAACCCAGCAAAAACCAACCCACUCUAUCCGGCACAACGCCGCCUCGACCCACCCCCCAACCUCAAACCCAACCCCAACAUCCACCUCAAAAUCCAAACCAGCCAAAAGAUCCAAACGAACCUCCCUCUCAACAAUCCUCCUCCAACAACAAACCGAAAAGGACGAAAUCCGCGAAGCAGCCACCGCCAAGCACAAUCUCCACGAUAUCCAGCUCGAGCAGCAGUUCCAGGAGUGGUGGAACAAGGAGAGUAGGCGUAUCCAGGGACUUCCCGAUGAGGAGGAGCCGGAGGAGGAGCAGACGGGUGAUGAUAUCGGGAAGGGUGGAAAGAAGGAUAAGAGUCAUAAGAAUGAUGGGAGGGGUGGGAGGAAGGGUCAGGCGCAGGGGAAUGCCUCCAGCUCUGGCUCUGGACAGAACGCGAAUCGCAAGAGAGGGCGCGGUGGUGCUGGUGGUGCUGGUGGGGGAGGAGGAGCUGGGAAAGCUGCUGGAAGCGCAGAUGCAGCCACAAACACAAACACAAACACAGCGGGUCGGGGUAGGCAUCUACCCUCGAGACAGAAGAAUGGCCAUGAUGGCCCUGCUCCUGGUGGUAGUAGCAGUCUUCCGAAGAAGGAUUCCAGUGCCAGUGCGAACGCGACUGCAAAUGUGCAUACACAGAAAGCCCCUCCUCAGCGGACAGAACACGCCCCUCACCACCGCCAACAACACCAGCAUCAAACCAAGAAAGCAAAUGUUAACCAUAGGGAGUCUGUUCCCGUGAGUGGCAGCGGAGGAGGUGGUGCGGCCCCACGCGGUGGUGGAGGAGGAGGAGAAAGAGGGCGAGGAGGCGCUCACAGGGGACGAGGUCGAUAGCCCCAUCUCUUUCUUUCUCUUUGUAUGAAUUGUGAUAUAUAUUUUGGUCUUGGUUGGGUUUGCG